Messenger RNA from Phacochoerus africanus (Common warthog), 750 nucleotides. Its product is annotated as glycine cleavage system H protein, mitochondrial-like. Gene Ontology annotation, biological process: protein lipoylation; glycine decarboxylation via glycine cleavage system. Gene Ontology annotation, cellular component: glycine cleavage complex; cytoplasm; mitochondrion. Lineage: Eukaryota; Metazoa; Chordata; Mammalia; Artiodactyla; Suidae. The record is from RefSeq and is a predicted model, not a curated record.
AUGAGGGGCGGAUAUGCCGAAGAGAUGGGAGCUGGGAUGGCCGAGAUGAAACACGGAGAGGGGGGCAGCAAGGUUCGAAACGGAUUACCGAGUAAAAAAAUCAGGAAGAAGGAAGGGACCAGGAGGAAAGGACCCUGGGGGAGCGUGGGAGAGCGAGUUUUUAAGAACUGUUUAUAUCUGCUGUCUCCACUGCCUCACAUCACGUUUACUCCUCAAUCCACUCCUGUUUGGGUGACAUCUUCCCAUGCCCGCUCCACUAAAAAAACUCUUUAUUCCAAGAUUCCCAGUAAUGUCUCUGCUGUUAAGAAGAAGGCGUCUCACAUUAUCAUUUCCACUCUGCUCUCCCUGCGAAAAUUCACAGACAAACAUGAAUGGAUAAAAACAGAAAAUGGCUUUGGAACAGUGGGAAUCAGCAAUUUUUCACAGGAAGCUUUGGGAAAUGUUUACUGUAGUCUGCCUGAAGUUGGGACAAAAUUGAACAAACAAGAGGAAUUUGGUGCUUUGGAAAGUGUGAAAGCUGCUAGUGAACUCUCUUCUCCUCUAUAAGGAGAAGUAACUGAGAUUAAUGAAGCUCUAGCAGAAAAUCCAGAACUUGUCAACAAAUCUUGUUAUGAAGAUGGUUGGCUGAUCAAGAUGGCACUCAGUAACCCUUCAGAACUAGAUGAACUAAUGAGUGAAGAAUAUGAGAAAUACAUAAAAUCAAUUGAGGAAUUAAAGUGGAACCCCUAUAUAAACCAGUUUGAAACAUAA